AUGACGUUUUUUCAGAUUCCGAUUCGUGUUGAAGCGUUGGACAGAGUCUACAACGAAUUCCUUGACCUGCAAACGGAGAUCGAAAAGUAUGAUGAUCCUGAGAAGUUUGAGGAUGAAACUGUUCGAUACUGUUCGGCUAAAGGUUUUUUAUUGAUGAAACGUUCCAUAGAUCACAACCAACCAGCAUUGAACACGUCUUUUACAGCCAAUCAUCCUCCAGCGAAUUUCCACCUGCGAUUACCCAAGAUUGACCUUCCAAAGUUUGACGGAGAUUUGUCUAGAUGGCUUUCCUUCCGUGAUACGUUUACAUCCAUGGUCCAUUCCAAUGCGGAUAUUCCGACAGUAGCGAAGAUGCAGUACCUCUUACAAUCACUGGAAGGAGAAGCUCAUAAGCCAUUCGAGUCAACCGAUAUAAGUGCGGAUAAUUACGCAUUAACUUGGGACGCUUUAUUGAAGCGUUACGACAAUAAACGUUAUUUGAAGCGUCAGCUAUUCCGAGCUUUGUAUGACCUCCCGCCACUCAACAAAGAGUCACCCCAAGAGCUGCAUGACCUGAUUGAUGACUACCAACGGCAUGUCAAGGUUUUAGCGAAGCUGAACGAACCAGUCAUCCACUGGGACACACCGUUAAUCAACCUGCUAAGCUACAAGCUGGAUUCAACAACCCUCCGAGCCUGGGAGGAGAAGACUAGUAGCGCUGAUGACAUCACUUACGAGGAGUUGGUUGAUUUCUUGUACCAGCGGGUCCGAAUGUUGAAGUCCGUCGUCACCGAUCUGCAGCAACGCUCCAAUCAAGUCGGCCAAGUCAAGGUGGCCGGUUCCACACCAAACCAGAAGAAGCCAUUCAAGAUGGUAUCCAAUUCCGCCACGACCGAAACUAAGAGUUUCAUUCCGCAUUGUAUUGCUUGUCCAGAAAACCAUUUGUUAUUCCAAUGUCCAGCAUUUUCCAAGAUGUCCGUUUGUCAACGCAGAGAACUGGUAUCCCAAAAACGCCUAUGCUGGAAUUGUUUCCGUUCUGGACACCAAAGUAGGAAUUGUACGUCCAAGUAUGAUUGCCGAAAUUGUCACCAGAGACACCACACGCUGCUGCACGAAUCUGCAGUCCCGAAGGUACAAUCCACUCCAGUUGUCAUGUCUGUGAGUUUGUCGGCACAGUCGUAUCAGUCCACUGUCCUAUUGGAAACGGUUAACCUCCUUGUCGUAGACCAGAAUGGCAAAGAGCAUCCUGCUCGCGCGCUCCUAGAUUCGGGAUCAAUAUGCAGUUUUAUUACGAAGAAAUUAUCCAAUGUACUCAACCUCCGCCGCACGAAAGUUGACAUUGCCGUGUCUGGAAUCGGUGAAGCAUCGAAGCAGAUCAAGCGCAAGUUGACUGCUACGAUUAAAUCCAAGUUGCUUUCGUAUAGUACAACUCUCGAUUUUCUGAUUUUGAAGAAACCCACAGUAUGCCUGCCAACUACGCCGAUUGAUAUUUCCUCGUGGCAGUUCCCUGAUGUUCCGUUAGCCGACCCACGAUUCCACAUUCCAGCCGACGUUGACAUGAUUGUCGGUGGAGAAGUAUAUUAUGACCUGCACACCGGUUGUAAGAUUUCCUGCGGCGAAGGAAAACCUGUAUUCGUCGAAACCUCGUUCGGAUGGACUGUUUCUGGGAAAGUAGUCAUCCAAUCACCCGAUGUUCCACGUGUUUGUCACCUCACCACUGUAGACCGAAACCUGGAACAAGCCCUCCAGAAGUUCUGGGAGCUAGAAGCUGUUGAACCCUGCUCCAUGUUAUCCGCUGAAGAAAAUUUCUGUGAAGAUCAAUAUGCCACUACCACCACUCGCGAUUCGUCGGGUCGUUACGUUGUGUCCUUGCCACUCACCCGCGAUCCGCUCGUCACUCUCGGCGAAUCACGUUCAAUCGCCGAGCGUCGCUUCUUGAACCUUGAAAAACGACUUGAGCGAGAUCCAACCACCAAAGCUGCCUACUGCCGCUUCAUGGAGGAAUACGAACGCCUAAACCACAUGAAGAAGCUCGUGGAUCCAGAAUCCAGCACCACUACGAAGGUUCGAGUUGUGUUCGAUGCAUCCUGCAAGACGUCUUCUGGAUUCUCUGUGAAUGACCUGCAACUAGUUGGACCCGUCGUUCAAGAUGAUCUGCUAUCGAUCCACAUCCGAUUCCGCAUCCACCAAAUUGCAUUCGUCGCCGACGUCGAAAAAAUGUAUCGACAGAUCCUAUUGCGUCAGCCGUUUCGUCGAUAUCAGCUCAUCCUCUGGCGUCCUAGUCCAAACCAGCCAAUUGCUACGUACGAACUGAACACUGUAACGUACGGUUUCGCGUCAUCACCAUUCUUAGCUACACGCACCCUUCAGAAAAUCGCGCAGGACGCAAGUGAUAUCCAUCCAGCCGCAUCCGCGGUAGCCCAGAAGGAUUUCUACGUGGAUGAUUUCCUGUCUGGUGCCGACACCGUUGAAUCCGCUAUCCAAAUACGCCAAGAAAUGACUGCCAUGCUUUCAGCAGCAGGUUUCCCGUUGAAGAAGUGGGCUUCAAACUUCAAACUUCAAACUUCACCAGAAGUCCUAGUUGAUAUUCCCGAAGAAGACCUAGCCUUUGCACCGUACCAUGAUCUCCAGGACGAUCAAUCCGUUUCCACACUCGGACUCAUCUGGGAACCGAGAAUCGACAUGAUGAGUUUCAAGGUUCAACUUCCACUGCCAGCAUCUGUUUUAACUAAGCGGAAGAUUAUGUCGUACGUGGCGCAGAUUUUUGACCCACUUGGCCUGGUGGGACCAAUCAUAGUCAUCGCCAAACUCUUCAUGCAGCGUCUAUGGGCAUUGAAAACCGAAGCUGGAGAUUCAUAUGAGUGGGAUCAUCCUCUUCCUCCACGUUUGCAAUCCAAGUGGAAGGAGUUCCACGAAACGUUAGAUACUAUCGCAUCUCUUCGAAUUCCACGCUGUGUAACCGUAGCAAACGCAACCUCAUUCCAACUCCAUUUCUUUUCCGAUGCCUCACAGAAGGCUUACGGAGCAUGUUGUUAUGUCCGCUCAGAAUCCGCUGGGGUUGUUCGUGUCCAAUUGCUGACUUCCAAGUCCAAAGUUGCACCGCUGGCCAAACAACAAACCAUCGCACGUCUGGAGUUAUGUGGGGCUGUACUCGCAUCCAAUCUCUAUAAAAAGGUGGCCCAUUCCAUUCCGAAACCUGCUGAAUUCUUCUGUUGGACAGAUUCGUCAACUGUAUUACAUUGGUUGAAGUCUUCGCCGUCCCGAUGGAAAACUUUCGUAGCUAAUCGGGUAGCUAUGAUUCAAGAAGCUACAGAAUCCUGCCACUGGAACCAUGUUUCCGGAACAUCCAAUCCAGCUGAUCCCCUCUCUCGUGGCGUCAAUCCAAUCGAUCUCAAACAACUUCCCAUUUGGUGGAACGGUCCGAACUGGUUAUCCCUGCCACCAUCCGAUUGGCCUGUUAACGAAAUGCCAUCCCUUGACCCACAUUGGAUGUCGGAGGCCAAAAACAACGUAACCAUGAUAGCCACACUCAAUUCCAACUUUUCCGAUAAAUUAUUCAGCCGAUACUCCUGCUUCAGCAAACUUCGUCGAUCUAUUGCAUACUGGAUGCGAUAUUUCCGUGCCCUGAAAGCCGCCGUCAAGAAGACCACCAUCGAACCUUUUGAGACCUUAACAACUGACGACCUCCGUGAUGCAGACAUCGCCCUUUCUCGGCUAGCCCAGCGCGAAUCAUUUCCAGAAGAAAUGUCCAAUCUUAUAUCCGGGGAACGUAUUCCUACAUCGUCAGCAUUGAAGUGGUUGCAACCGAAAGUCAGCAAGAAAGGUGUCAUCCGAGUUGGUGGAAGACUCGGCAACGCCCCCGUGUCCGAAGAUGUAAAGUUCCCAAUUGUCCUCUCGUCGAAGCACCGGUUAUCCGUCCUGCUAGCCAAGUACUACCACCAUAUGCUGCUCCAUGCCGGUCCCCAGUUGAUGCUUUCUUCGAUUCGCCAGAAAUUCUGGAUCAUCGGUGGCCGUAACUUAGUUCGCCGCACGUACCACCAAUGUCACACGUGCUUCCGCAACAAACCCACCCUGGUGCAGCAGAGUAUCGCCGACCUGCCUACAACAAGAGUGACUCCGACCAGACCAUUUGCCGUAUGCGGUAUUGAUUACUGCGGUCCCGUAUAUAUCAAAUCUCCGGUGCGUAACCGGACUCCAACUAAAGCGUACAUCGCAAUAUUUGUAUGCUUCGCUACACGUGCCGUCCAUAUCGAGCUUGUAUCUGAUAUGUCAACACCGGCUUUUAUGGCCGCUCUCCGCCGUUUCGUCGCCCGCCGUGGAAAGAUGAAGGAAAUCCACAGCGACAACGGCACCGCCUUCAAGGGCGCAGCAAACGAACUGCACAGACUCUACGCCAUGUUAAAAUCCAACCAAACCGAACGAAAGCAGAUCCUCGACUGGUGUGCAGAGAACGAGAUUAUCUGGCGUUUCAUCCCUCCGCGAGCACCACACUUUGGAGGGCUGUGGGAAGCAGCCGUUAAAUCAGCUAAGCAUCACCUGUUACGUGAAGCUACGAGGACAUACCUGGAAGUCUUAACUCCAGGACAUUUCCUGAUUGGAGCCAGUUUCCAAGCCGUUCCGGAAAACAACUUGUGCGACAUUCCGGAUAAUCGUCUGACGCACUUUGAGCUCGCUCAGAAGCGAUUCCAACGAAUCUGGUCCAGAUGGGCACCAGAAUACCUCCAGCAACUCCAGUCACGCGUUACAAGGUCCAAGCCACCAGUAACCAUCAAACCAGGUGCCGUCGUGGUAAUCAAAGACGACAAUCUACCACCAAUACAAUGGCCGCUCGGAAGGAUCACUAAGGUUCAUCCGGGCAAAGACGGAGUGACCUGUGGCGAAGAUUGCGCUAUUACCAACAGCAGAAAAUCAUCAUCCGGAUCCUGA
Toxorhynchites rutilus septentrionalis is the source of this 4905-nucleotide messenger RNA. RefSeq lists its product as uncharacterized. Lineage: Eukaryota; Metazoa; Arthropoda; Insecta; Diptera; Culicidae. Bases 1 to 4905 code for a protein of 1634 amino acids. Gene Ontology annotation, biological process: DNA integration. The transcript is spliced from 4 exons. Gene Ontology annotation, molecular function: zinc ion binding; nucleic acid binding. The record is from RefSeq and is a predicted model, not a curated record.